AUGAACCUUAUUCAUCUAGCUUCUGAGAUCAGUACGAGUGCUUUUCAGAUUUUGAUCUUAUCACGUCUACUCGUCACUGUUAAUGCAUUGUUUACGGCGAUAUUCUUACUAUGUUGUCGGUCAAAGAAAAAGGCUUACCCAUCAGCCUUCAUGGAGGGUUACGGUUCGAAAGAUGACGCUCCUGGAACACCAGAUGGAUCGCGUGACAACCAGUUUCGAGCACCAGAACAAAACAGAGCUCCCCAGGAUUACCCAGCACCUGCUGGCGCCAACAAUGCGGACUUCCAAAACAGAGCAGCCGAAUACGGUGGUCCUGGUGCAAGGGGUGGAGGUGGGUAUGGAGGAGCUCCGCCACCAGGGCAACCAAUCGUUCCACUAAAUAUCAGACCUCCACCUCCUGCUCAAAACAAAAUGGCCGGUACUUUUGAUCCGAACUACCAAACGUUAGCCGCACUGAAUAAUGAAGAUGUUUUCAAAAGAAAGGACGCUGGUGGAGGUCCCUUUCUCAGAGGUCCCGUUGGCGGUAGUGCCGAAUACAACGGGGGUGCAGGCAGUGCUGAAUACGGGCGCGGUGGAGGUGCAGGUAGUGCCGAGUACUUGCGCGGCGGCGGUAGCGCCGAAUAUCGCCGAGGUGGAGCCGGUGCUGGGGCUGCUGCUCCCGCUCGUGCACCAGCUGUUCCCAUUCGAGCACCGGCCGCUAAAGGAAAAGUGGCCGCGUUUGAUCCUAAUUACCAAACUCUCGCGGCUAUCAACAACAUAGAUGUCUUCAGAAAGGGCAGUGGCGAAGCUUUUGGUGCACGAUACUAA
Necator americanus (New World hookworm) is the source of this 807-nucleotide messenger RNA. RefSeq lists its product as uncharacterized. The record is from RefSeq and is a predicted model, not a curated record. The transcript has 7 exons. The coding region runs from base 1 to 807 and encodes 268 amino acids. NCBI's taxonomy places the organism in Eukaryota, Metazoa, Nematoda, Chromadorea, Rhabditida, Ancylostomatidae.